Vespa mandarinia (Asian giant hornet) is the source of this 3791-nucleotide messenger RNA. RefSeq lists its product as uncharacterized. Gene Ontology annotation, biological process: neuron differentiation; central nervous system development; brain development. The record is from RefSeq and is a predicted model, not a curated record. Gene Ontology annotation, cellular component: nucleus. Lineage: Eukaryota; Metazoa; Arthropoda; Insecta; Hymenoptera; Vespidae. Gene Ontology annotation, molecular function: RNA polymerase II cis-regulatory region sequence-specific DNA binding; DNA-binding transcription factor activity, RNA polymerase II-specific.
CAAACACUAGCAAGCUCUCGUGCCAGAAGCAUCAUCCGUCAGAGAGUGCGUAGAGAAAGAAAGAGAGAAAGAGAGUAGUAACGAUAGUUUACACGCGACUUUCAAACAAAUAAAAUGUUGACGUCCUCGUCGAGACCUAUCAAGUGAUCGUUCUAUUAAUAAUAAUAAAAGCUCGACGAGGACAACGAGUUGGCGCGCUCGUGCGCGCCCCAAUCGUGACAGUGUGUAGUGACAGACCUCGAUCGUUUAGUGUGUCGUGGCGUGGUUAAACGAUAAAAGAAGAAAAAAACGGAAGAAAAAAGGAAGGAGGACGCGACUUUUAUGUGAUUACGAUUUCAGUGUGCGACGAGCAGUGUAUGGACGAUGUGUUCCGGAGAUGAUUGGGAAAUUUUGAAGUUUCCGUUUCGCGAGUGCUUACGAGUCUCGGACGAGGUUCGAUCACGCGCGUUUCGAAUCGAAAGGAUGCAGCGAAUCUGAUUUCGACGAUCUACUUGGAGCGAGCAGGAGAUAGUUUUCAUUAGGUCGUUGCCAAAGUGGGGAAUCCUUCGGUGAGGCGUACGAUAAUCGUACGAUGAUGCCGCUCGCGCCGACGCCAAUCGUCCCGGUGCCCUCGAAGCCAAAGAUCGGCUUCAGCAUCGACUCGAUCGUCGGUGGCGGAGGUGGUGGAGGUGGCGGUGGUGCCGGUACUGGCGGCGGUGCUGGUGUACAGGCUGGCCGAGUCAUCGAGGAUCGAAUCACUGGGAAAGAUCGUUUGGAGCCUCGAGUCGAGAUUGAGCGAGAUGACGGUAGUCCGAUGGAGCUCGUCGAUGCUUCCUCAUCGCCAAAGUCACGUCGUAUCGCAGCGAGAUCACCCGGUGCUCAUUCCGAAGGUUCUGAUCGACCUGUCUCUCGUAGUUCCUCCGUCGAAUCGUACACGAAUAAUUCGCGAAGGACACCGUCUCAUGCGACCACCGGCAAUAAUAAUAAUCAUCACCAUCAUCAUCACCACCAUCAUCAUGCGAAUCAUCACGGACAUCACCAUCAUCAUCAUCAUCACCAUCUUGGCGGCAGCAAUCAGUUGGAUUUUGGUAAGAGUACCGUUCUCAGUCACAGUGGUGGCUCCACUCCGAACGACAGUCCGAGUCCACCUCAUAGGAUAGCCGGACACGGUGAUUCACCUGUAGGAUCUCAUCCUCAACCACCUCCUGGUGUUGUGAGGCCAAGUCCAAACUACCUAGCACCACCGCCCGGUGCCGUUACGGCUGCAGCAGCCGUCGCAGCCGAACAGCUAAAAUCUCUUUAUGGUAUACCACCUGGACACGGACCGACGGCACCUCAGACCGGUCAGAACGAAUAUCAUACGCAACAACUCGCGCUCGCUGCCAACCUUGCUGCCGCUCAGCACUUCCAAGCGGCAAAUCUCGCGGUUGCUCUUCAAGCGCAUCACGGUGCUUCUCCGCAUGCACCACCUCAUGGACCAUAUACGCACGGUGCCGCACCAGCUGGUCCACAUCCUCCGCCUCAUACUCAUCAACCAGCGAGAGACAGUUAUCCUCUUUAUCCGUGGCUACUCUCCAGGCAUGGCAGGAUCUUCCCUCACAGAUUUGCAGCUGGUCCCGACAUACCUGGCUUCCUUCUGCAACCCUUCAGAAAACCGAAAAGAAUAAGGACUGCGUUUAGUCCGAGUCAACUGUUAAAGCUGGAACACGCCUUCGAGAAAAAUCAUUAUGUUGUCGGGGCGGAAAGAAAGCAGCUAGCGCAGGCGCUAUCGUUAACUGAAACGCAGGUGAAGGUAUGGUUCCAAAAUCGGCGAACGAAACAUAAGAGAAUGCAGCAAGAGGAGGAAGCAAAGGCGCAACAGCAGUCUGGUGGUGGUGGAGGUGGGGGUGGUGGUGGUGGUGGUGGUGGUGGUAACGCAAAUAACAACAGUAAUAAUAAGAACACCCAUCACGUCAGCAAAUGGCAACAAGAGACGGGCGAUUAUCAUCACGAAGAUGAAGAGGAAGAAGAGCAAAUUGAUCCCGAGGCUGAGGAGUGUUCAAGCGAUUCUGAAGCGUAGCUAGACGUUCUCUGCCUGGACUAAGUUUCCAGGAGUACAAUGUUUUGCUAGAAAAAACGAAAUAUUUCGUUUUAGGAAUUUUGUUCUUAACAAAAUUCCUAAACGAAUUCUUCAUGAAGAAGAAUAUGGCUGUUCGUUCGUCAUACUAAGGAAUGAUAACGGGUCAAAGAUUUUCAUGAUAUCUUGAUGAAUCGAUUAAUUGACUUUGAUGAUUUUUGCUAAGAAAAAGAAGAAGAUUAGACAUUUACGAUCGUAUUAUGUAGAGGAGUAGAAAGACACGCGACUUCUCGCAAGAUGGAAAAAGAUGAGGAAUGCCAGAAGAGAAGAGGGUUGAAAUGGGCUGAGUCGGAAGUCAACUAAUGGAGGUAUUGUUCGCGAUGGUCGCCGAGAUUAAAUGGAGAUACUUCCGCCGCCGGAAGAAACGGACUGGACAAACGAAUGAGGAAAUCACAAGAGAUCGAACAUCUUUUGUCCGUUGAAAAAUCUUUCUAAGGGUUGCUGCGGAGUAAUCGUGGAAAUUGAAAUCGAUUUUCUCAUGAUCGUUCAUUCUAUUUUUUGAUUCACUUGUACUCUUUUCUUUUGUUUUUUUCUUUUUCCUUUUUUUCUUCAGAAUAUUUUCUUUCGAACACGUUAAACUGAGGGAACAAAAGUAGGAAAUAAAUAAGUUCCCGUAAGUUAAAAAUUUCGCUUUUUUCUGAGAUAAACAAGUUUUCGUAAGUUAAACAUUUUCUGAUAUACGCAUUGUAUUUUCAUAAUGGUUAUAUUAAUGUCAAGAUGGUUAGAAUCCUUCGAUCAUCAGUAGCCCAUAGUCGUCUUGCCAUAAUUAAUGCGCCAUAAAGACGAGACGAGACGAAACGUCGCAAGUGUGUGUAAAUAGAAAGGUGUAAAAGACAAUUUUUCGAUAACGAUCGAUCUCGUCCGAUCGAUCGAAAUUAUGUGUAUAUAGACGAAUACAAGGACGAUAAAGCUAGUGCCAAACGUCGUAAUACUUAAGAAGAGAGAGAAAGAGAGAGAGACAGUGUAAACUAAAAAAAACACACAAGACGUAUUCAAAAAGUCGUAUCUUAGGUCGUUGUUCUAUGAACGAGCAGUAUUCCUUUCGUCAAUCGAUGUAUCGAAAAUAUACCGGCGAUUUAAAUUAUUAUGGACGAUACUUAUAAAACUAUAUUUUGCAUCACGACUCUCGGCAAAAGUUUUUCGUUAUAUUGGAUUCUUUAGUUAAAAUUAAUAAAGGAUCUUGUAGUGCGAAAAGUGUACUCGUUCGAGUUUCGUAUUCUGAACAAUAGAGAGAGAGAGAGAGAGAGAGAGAGAGAGAGAGAGAGAAAGAGAGAGAGAGAGAGAGAGGAAGAGAGAGAGAGAAAUAGAAAAAAAUUAGAAAUUUUGAUCUCAAUGAAAAAUUGAAUGUAAAUAGUUGAAAUAUUGUUUCAAACACAGAAGACAUUCGUCGUUUCAUGAAAUAUAAAGAAAAACAAAUUAAACUGUAAGAAACGAUUUAAAGAAAAAAAAAACAAAUGAAUCUUCCGCUUUGAAAUUCGAAGAAAAACAAAAAAUAAAAAGAAAAGAAUAAUUCGUUUUUCGCCGACGGUCGUGUAGUAAAAUAUGUCCCAUACUAAAUGUAAAUAAUCUUGUAAAUAAGAAAUUGUGAUUUUAUUUGUCGUACGAAGACAUAGAAUUGUACGAUCGUCCCGAAGAUUCAGUUCGUGCUUUAACGAUAUAGCGAAAUAAAUUAUAUCGACGCAAUCAACGAUAACGA